GGAAUUGUAGUUCUUUUACUUAGCAAAGAGGCUAAACUCCCAAGUUCCCCUCUCUUUCUCGGCCGACUCUUCCCGUCCAGUCGCAUCCAAAGUUCGACAUGCAAAGCGAGCCGUGCGUCGAUGGAGCAGCGCCAUGACGGAGGAGUAUGACGAAGAUGUCGUGUUUGAGAACUCGCCGCUUUUCCACUACCUGCACGAUUUAGGGCACACGGACUUCGAAGCAUGUCCGGCGGCAGCGAGGGACGAAGACGGCGACCUGGGUUCUUGGGAUGUUCCCCGGGAAGCCCAGGCGGGAGUCAUGCAGACCUUGGCUGAAGCCUUGUGGAGAUGGAACCCACUUCAGAAGGCGGCCUCCUCUCACACACUGGAGCAGCAGCAGCUGGACUGCGUGCUGGGCGAGUACUCGGUGCGCUGCAUCCUGGAUCAGGACGUGCUGCUGCAGGAGGACGUGGAGCUGAUCGAGCUGCUGGAUCCCAGCCUGCUGACGCUCCGCUCGUCGCACGACCUCGCCGCGCUGCCCCGACUGGCCGUCUUUGCCGCGCUGUCAUCGUGGGACUUGGCGUGGCUGGUGGGCCUGGCGGCGCUUCUGCUGGGUCUGUGCUCGGCCCCCGGGGGCGCGCUGGCGGCGGCCCCCUUGGUCCUGGUGGCGCUGGGCUGGGCGGCGCUGCGGGCGGCGGCGGCGCUGUGGAGGCGGGGCGGCGCCCGACGGGCCGUCCACGCCCGGGCCUCUCAGCUGCGCACGCUGCUCCACGACAGCAAGGCGCUGACGGGCGUGUCCCGCAAGGCUCUGCGGUUGGUGCAGGAGACGGAAGUCAUCUCGCGAGGCUUCACCCUUUUGCUCGACAGGGUGAGCGCGGCCGGCAUCUUUAGCAGGGCGGGAGCGGGAGGCUCGGCCCCCCGAGGCCAGCAGCUGAUGGGACUGCGCAAGGCGCUCUACCGGGCCCUCCGCUCGGCCUUCCGAGCCUCGCGAAGGGCCACCUGUCACAUGCUCAAGGAGUUCCCGCUGAGCUCCGAGGUGGACAACGUGACCAACUACGUGUCGGCGGUGCCUCUGAAGGAGCUGGGCUUGGGCCUGGGCCUGGAACACCUGGGCGACGAGCAGGCUCAGGAGCUGACCGACGACUACAGCCUGCCCGCCCUCAAGAUGUUGUUCCAACUGUGGGUCGGGCAGAGCUCGGAGUGCUUCCGCCGACUAGCCCUCCUGAUGUCGCCCCGCCGACUGGAGGAGGAAGUGAAGGAAGACGCGGCGGCGGCGCCGCCUCCCCCCGCGCUGCACCGCGCCAUCGCCGGCGUGACCGAGCCGCUCCAUCGCGCGCUGGCCGCCUGCCUGGCCGAGGUGCGGCGAAGCUACGACUUCCACCGCCACUUUGAGACGCAGGCCAGGACGUCGGGUUGCGAUCGCGGCGCUCGUGUCCGGGAGAAGUGCCGGGAGCUCAACAGCCUCCACGCGUCCAUUCGAAGCCUGCAGCUGCACCUCAAGGCCCUCCUGAGCGAGAUGAUCAUCAUGGAGGACGACCUGGAGAAGAUGAUGGUGUCCAAGGAGCCCGGCGAGCUGACUCUGGAGGGAUACCGGGACCUGAGCGACAGGCUCAACCAGCUGCAGCCGCAUAUGCGGGCCAGCGCCGGGUGCUGGGAUGACACCAUCGGGCAAGUGGAGCGCAUGUUGAGGCGGGCCAAUGACUGUCCAGGUAACGAUGAGGGUCCGGAACAGGAUGGGACCCCCGUGCCCCAGAUGCCUGAUCCUCCUCCGUCCUAUCCUUUAAUCCUGGACAGAGAUCCGGUUCCAGAAGAGCUGGAGUUGGAGGCCUACGUGUCCGAUUCGGAUUCCGACGGCGGAGGCGAACACUCGUGGUGCGACAUGCUGACGCCGGAGGAGCGGGAACGGCAACGGCGCGAGCGGGAGGAGUCCUGCCGUGUGCUCUCCGAGCUCAAGGCGGUGCUGGGCUUCCGCACCUUCGCCGGCGAUAGGAUGAAGAGGAAGCAGAUGCUCUUCAGCGACCAAGCUGCUUCCAUUUGCUGUUCCGACGCCCCGACGCAUCCGUUGGCCGCCGCGGCGGCGGCAGAAAGAGGCGACAGCCUAUCGGAUUCCGCGGCAGGAAGCGGAGAGGAAAAGCCGGGAGGAAAGGACGAGCGGGUGAGGCCUGACCCCUCCGAGUUCAGCUGCGGUUUGGAGGCGGAGGAAGAGGAGGCCACACGAGGGCAGUGGGUGUGCGCCCCAGGAGGAGGCGGCGGCGCGUCCGAGUUGCAUCAGUACGACGGCGAGGAGGAGGGCGGUGGCGAGGAAGAGAACCUGAAUGGAUUGGAUGGACACCUAAAGCCUAGAGUACCCACCUUGUCCAUCAUGGACAGAUUGAAGGAGAUCCACAGCUCCGAGUCGCUCAGCUUCAGCUCGGCCGUGGCCGCGCAGGUAGCGGCGCGAUCGCACUCGCUGGGCAAGAUGGAGGAGCAGACAUUUGGAGACGACGAGGAAGAUGAACACUGAUUUCUUUGUCUUCCCGUUGUUCCGGUCGGGGUCUCUGAUGUAAAGCUUGGCUGAGGAAGAGGAAAUGGGGGAUGCUAAUUUUACCGUCCUGGCUUUAUUUUGGGAGGCAAGCUUGCACUUUCAUUUGUGACAUCACCAAUGUACGUGGAAACGUCCUCGAAUUGCUUGAAAAAAAAGACUACUAAUGUCUCUCUAGUGAGGACCAAUCACUGGUGGGACGGUCUUUCCUUAGCUCCACCCUGCCUUGCCUUGCACCUUGUGCUUUUUCCAAAAUGAAAUAAAAGAUGGUUCCAGAAAAGCA
This is a messenger RNA of Syngnathus typhle (broad-nosed pipefish), 2783 nucleotides long. It is a transcript of the gene vezt, whose product is annotated as vezatin, adherens junctions transmembrane protein. Lineage: Eukaryota; Metazoa; Chordata; Actinopteri; Syngnathiformes; Syngnathidae. Gene Ontology annotation, molecular function: myosin binding. Gene Ontology annotation, biological process: cell-cell adhesion. The coding region runs from base 134 to 2482 and encodes 782 amino acids. The transcript is spliced from 12 exons. The record is from RefSeq and is a predicted model, not a curated record. Gene Ontology annotation, cellular component: plasma membrane.